GGCACCACCAACACUACUGCUAUGACACUCACACCAACACCUACUACUUGCGCACCUUCGGCCACAACACGAUGGACGCGGUGCCCAGGAUCGACCACUACCGGCACACGGCCACGCAGCUGGGCGAGAAGCUCCUCCGGCCCAGCCUGGCGGAGCUCCACGACGAGUUGGAAAAGGAACCUUUUGAGGAUGGCCUUGCAAAUGGGGAAGAAAGUACUCCAACCAGAGAUGCUGUGGUCACAUACACUGCAGAAAGUAAAGGAGUUGUGAAGUUUGGCUGGAUCAAGGGUGUACUGGUACGUUGUAUGUUAAACAUUUGGGGUGUGAUGCUCUUCAUUAGAUUGUCAUGGAUUGUGGGGCAGGCUGGAAUAGGUCUGUCAGUCCUUGUAAUAAUGAUGGCCACCGUUGUAACAACCAUCACAGGAUUGUCUACUUCAGCAAUAGCUACUAAUGGAUUUGUAAGAGGAGGAGGAGCAUAUUAUUUAAUAUCUAGAAGUCUAGGGCCAGAAUUUGGUGGUGCAAUUGGCCUGAUCUUCGCUUUUGCCAAUGCUGUCGCAGUUGCCAUGUAUGUGGUUGGAUUUGCAGAAACUGUGGUAGAGUUGCUUAAGGAGCAUUCUAUACUUAUGAUAGAUGAAAUCAAUGAUAUCCGAAUUAUUGGAGCCAUUACAGUGGUGAUUCUUUUAGGUAUCUCAGUAGCUGGAAUGGAGUGGGAAGCAAAAGCUCAGAUUGUUCUUUUGGUGAUCCUGCUGCUUGCUAUUGCUGAUUUCGUCAUAGGAACAUUUAUCCCAUUGGAGAGCAAGAAGCCCAAAGGUUUCUUUGGUUAUAAAACUGAAAUAUUUAAUGAGAACUUUGGACCAGAUUUUCGAGAGGAAGAGACUUUCUUUUCUGUGUUUGCCAUCUUUUUUCCUGCUGCAACUGGUAUUCUGGCCGGAGCAAAUAUCUCAGGUGAUCUUGCAGAUCCUCAGUCAGCCAUACCCAAAGGAACACUCUUAGCCAUUUUAAUUACUACGCUGGUUUACGUAGGAAUUGCAGUAUCUGUAGGUUCUUGUGUUGUUCGAGAUGCCACCGGGAACGUGAAUGACACUAUCGUAACAGAGCUGACAAAUUGUACUUCUGCAGCCUGCAAGUUAAACUUUGACUUUUCAUUUUGUGAAAGCAAUCCUUGUCCAUACGGCCUAAUGAACAACUUCCAGGUAAUGAGCAUGGUGUCAGGAUUUGCACCAUUAAUUUCUGCAGGUAUUUUUUCAGCCACUCUUUCUUCAGCAUUGGCAUCCCUUGUGAGCGCUCCCAAAAUAUUUCAGGCUCUAUGUAAGGACAACAUCUACCCAGCUUUCCAGAUGUUUGCCAAAGGCUAUGGGAAAAAUAAUGAACCUCUUCGUGGCUACAUCUUAACAUUCUUAAUUGCACUUGGAUUCAUCUUAAUUGCUGAACUGAAUGUUAUUGCUCCAAUUAUCUCCAAUUUCUUCCUUGCAUCAUAUGCUUUGAUCAACUUUUCAGUAUUCCAUGCAUCACUUGCAAAAUCUCCAGGAUGGCGUCCUGCAUUCAAAUACUACAACAUGUGGAUAUCACUUAUUGGAGCAAUUCUUUGUUGCAUAGUGAUGUUUGUCAUUAAUUGGUGGGCUGCAUUGCUAACGUAUGUCAUAGUCCUUGGACUGUAUAUUUAUGUUACCUACAAAAAACCAGAUGUGAACUGGGGAUCCUCUACUCAAGCCCUGACUUACCUGAAUGCACUGCAGCAUUCAAUCCGUCUUUCAGGAGUGGAAGACCAUGUGAAAAACUUCAGGCCCCAGUGUCUUGUUAUGACGGGUGCUCCAAACUCACGCCCAGCUUUACUUCAUCUUGUUCAUGAUUUCACAAAGAAUGUUGGCUUAAUGAUCUGUGGCCAUGUACAUAUGGGUCCUCGAAGGCAAGCCAUGAAAGAGAUGUCAAUUGAUCAAAUUAAGUAUCAGCGAUGGCUUAUUAAAAACAAAAUGAAGGCAUUUUAUGCUCCAGUACAUGCAGAUGACUUGAGAGAAGGUGCACAGUAUCUAAUGCAGGCUGCUGGUCUUGGUCGUAUGAAACCAAACACACUUGUUCUUGGGUUUAAGAAAGAUUGGUUGCAAGCAGAUAUGAGAGAUGUGGAUAUGUAUAUAAACUUAUUUCAUGACGCCUUUGACAUACAAUACGGAGUAGUGGUUAUUCGCCUAAAAGAAGGACUGGAUAUAUCUCAUCUUCAAGGACAAGAAGAAUUAUUGUCAUCACAAGAGAAAUCUCCUGGUGCCAAGGAUGUAGUACUAAGUAUGGAGUAUAGUAAAAAAUCGGAUAUAGAUACUUCCAAACAAUGUGAAAAAAUUGUUAAACAGAAAGAUGAGGAAGAGGAUGGCAAGACUCCAACUCAACCACUGUUGAAAAAAGAAUCCAAAGGCCCUAUUGUGCCUUUAAAUGUAGCCGACCAAAAGCUUCUUGAAGCUAGUACACAGUUUCAGAAAAAACAAGGGAAGAAUACUAUUGACGUCUGGUGGCUUUUUGAUGAUGGAGGUUUGACCUUAUUGAUUCCUUAUCUUCUGACUACCAAGAAAAAGUGGAAAGAUUGUAAGAUCAGAGUAUUCAUUGGUGGAAAAAUAAACAGAAUAGACCAUGACCGGAGAGCGAUGGCUACUUUGCUUAGCAAGUUCCGGAUCGACUUCUCUGAUAUCAUGGUUCUAGGAGAUAUCAAUACCAAACCAAAGAAAGAAAAUAUUGCAGCUUUUGAUGAAAUGAUUGAGCCAUACAGACUUCAUGAAGAUGAUAAAGAACAAGAUAUUGCAGAUAAAAUGAAAGAAGAUGAACCAUGGCGAAUAACAGAUAAUGAGCUUGAACUUUAUAAGACCAAGACAUACCGGCAGAUCAGGUUAAAUGAAUUAUUAAAGGAGCAUUCAAACACAGCUAAUAUUAUUGUCAUGAGUCUCCCAGUUGCACGAAAAGGUGCGGUGUCCAGUGCUCUCUACAUGGCAUGGCUAGAAGCUCUGUCUAAAGAUCUACCACCAAUCCUUUUAGUUCGUGGGAAUCAUCAGAGUGUCCUUACCUUCUACUCGUAAACGCUCUUCAUGAUGGACGGCCCUCCUGAGUUGUGCUUCAGUGCCUAAUGAAGUGACUGAAAUCUUCAAUGACAUGUUAACAUCACAAUGGCGAACUGUGACUUUUCUUUCACUAUUUCAUUAAUUUGAAAGCACAGGAAAGUUACUCCAUUGAUAUGUGUAUGGAGACUUCAGUUUUAGUCAGUUCCAAUAUCUCUGUCUUAAUGAAUGGUGAUCCUUUCUUGGACUAAAGUACAGUAAGAGUAAAGUUUUCCUUUGCUACUUGAAUAGCAAUAAAAAUGUGUUAUUUUUGAUUGAUGAAAGGAGUACAAAAAGCCUUUAGCCUUGAGGUGCCUUCUGAAAUUAACCAAAUUUCAUCCAUGUAUCCUCUUUUAUAAAUUUAUAGAAUGUCAAACUUUGCCUUCAGCUUUUACUUUUAUUUCUAGUCUCUCCCACCUGAAAGCAAAAUAGAAACUGCUUUUCUUCUUUCAUUGACCAAUUAGCAUUGAGUACUGUAUGUUUUCUAUUACUUUUUAAAAGGUAUCUGUUAGAUAUUAAAGGUGAGAAUUAGGGCAGGCUAAUGAAACAGUGGGGGAAAAUGGUAACCACAGAACAACCCUAAGAUCAGGUUUGUAUGAAUAUCUGUAAAUGUAAAAUGUAGAAAUAGGGAAAAAAUGGCCCCAAAUACCCUUUUUUUAAUCCCUCUGAUGGGCUGUUAUGUCUAUCUCUAUUGUUAUUUCUUAGGGAAGGUUGAAGACUUAAACAGUACUUCUGUAUACCAUGCGGAAAAAGUCUUUUUUUUUCUUGUCAUUCUUUAAAUAUUCUCAAGAUCAUUUGUAUUUAUUUCAAGAGAGAUCUGUCCUAAUUUAGAAUUUUCCUCAAAUUUGAGGGAUUUAUAAGAAAUACUAACAGAUGUUUCUAGAGGAAAUUUAGAUAAAGCAAUGUCAUUUACUAGAUAGAAUAUUUCAAUAAUCACUGUGUGGAAUUUCACUACACUGUACCAUCCUUUGUAAAUCAUUCAAAUAAUAUUUCAUCAAAUGGUUAAAUGGACCACUGGUUUCUUAGUGAAAUGUUUUUAGGCCUCAUUCAAUUGUCAAGUACACUUAGUCUUAAUACACUCAGGUUUGAACAGAUUGUUCUGGACAUUUAAAUUUAAUCCAUUCUUAAUACUUUAAAACAUUUGUGUUAAGAAAAACUGCCAGUUUGUGCUUUUGAAAUGUCUGUUUUGACAUCCUUCUACUAGUAACAAUUUUGACAGUGCAUAUGUACUGUCCUAAAAGCUUUAUAUACAAUUAUUAAUGUGAAAUUUUUUUAUUUUUAAUUCAAGGAAGGAUUUCCUAAAAACAUUUCAAGGGAUUUAUGUCUACAUGUAUGUAUGUGUGUGUGUGUAAUUUAUAUGCAUACACAGAUGCACAUGUGUAUAUAUAAUGAAAUUUAUGUUGCUGGUGUUGCAUUUUAAAGUGAUCAAAAUUUAUUAGUGUAAAAUGUUUUUGUUUGUUUUAGUACACAUAAGUUCAAAAUCAGAUUGACAGAUAAUAGGUUUGGUGGAGAACAGAGGUGACCAUUUGAAGGCAUGCUGUCUCUUCCCACAACUCUUCAGUUCAACCAUGGAGAGCAUUUUGUCCAGAGUGCGUUUCAGUGGGUUCAUUGGUUUCAGUGGGGGAGAACUUUUGCGGUUCAUGAAUCUUCCAAAGAAAUCUGUGAUAUUAUUAUUAUAUUCAGUGGUGCAGUAUUUUUGCUGCAUGAUUAUGAACUAAGUUCAUGUAAGUCGAAGAUCCAAUAACACUGAAUUCAGAACAUUAAGGUAAUAAGUAACUGGUUUUCCUACAUUAUAGUGUAGCUCACAGCGUUGUUCCAUUUAUCACAGGUUUGGCAGUGUUCUGGGGAAAUGACGGUAGAAGUGUCAUUAUUCAAUAGACGAUAUCACAUGUGAACUUUUUAAACGGACAGUAGGGCGUAGAUUGAGUGCUGCUAUCUUGAAAUGUGCACAGGUACACUUAUUUUUUGUUUUUUAUUGUUUUAGUUUUUCCCAUUCAGGAAAACAUCAUUGUGAUCUAUACUACAGGAACCAAAUGUCAUGUGUCAUACAUACAUGUGUGUAUAAAGUACAUAAAAUGUAUCUAAAUAUACAUAACACGGGGAGGGUAACAUUGUGAAAUAAUGUAAGAUGCUUUUCACUUAAAAAAAAAAUGGAUGCAUUACUUUCACUUAACACUAGACACCAGGUCAAAAAUUCUCAGAGUUGUAAUGCUCUAAUAAAUUUUUACAAUUAAUUCUUAGAUACGCUUACUAGUGUUGAUGCUACCUAUUUUAUUUAUGCUGAAUUUUGAUGAUCUUAAUGCCAAAAUUUUUUUAGUUCUGAUUAUUGAUGAUUCCUUAGAAAUUAUGCGAUGACAUUUGACAGUUCACUAUUCCUACAGGUAAGAAUUCAAUGGGUUUAGAGAGAAUGGAGGUGUAAGCUGAUUAGCAGUUCAUUAAAUCGGAUAUUUAUUUGUUACAUUAUUUCGUUUGUAUUUUAGGCUUCCUUUCUUUUUAUAUGCUUUCUGACAUUACAUAUUUUUUAAAACUAUGGAAAUAAUUUAAAGAUUUGAGCUCUGGUGGAUGAUUAUCUACUAAGUUUGAAAAUGUAAUAUUUUGAUAUACAGUACUGUAACUGUCACAUAAAUGCUUUUCUAAUGUUUUAACUUUUGAGUAUUGCAGUUGCGGCUUUGUACAGAGGUUACUGCAAUAAAGGAAGUGGAUUCAU
Tupaia belangeri chinensis (Chinese tree shrew) is the source of this 5781-nucleotide messenger RNA. It is a transcript of the gene SLC12A2, whose product is annotated as solute carrier family 12 member 2. NCBI's taxonomy places the organism in Eukaryota, Metazoa, Chordata, Mammalia, Scandentia, Tupaiidae. Gene Ontology annotation, molecular function: sodium:potassium:chloride symporter activity; ammonium channel activity. The record is from RefSeq and is a predicted model, not a curated record. Gene Ontology annotation, cellular component: apical plasma membrane. Gene Ontology annotation, biological process: chloride transmembrane transport; sodium ion transmembrane transport; ammonium transmembrane transport.